AAAUAUAAUGAAUAUAAACACACUAACACAGGUAACAAGACAAAGAAGAACAGGUUUGUGUGUGUACACACAAUAACAUACAGAGCAGAGAAUAGGAAUCGAUUCGAUUCACCGACUGGUUGAACCAUAGAAAGAGAGAGAGAGACUAGGAGAGAGUCUCUAUCCAUCUUCUUCUCUGAUUCUAGAGCAGAUCUAGUAGCGAAGACGAUAAGAUCCAUCGCCAUGGCCAAAGAGAGAGACCAUCACUCUAACAAGGACAAGAAGCUUCUCGUCGGCGUCAUAUGGAACUUCUCCACCGAGCUCAAGCUCAUCUUCAUGGCGUUACUUGUCAUCUUCACUUUAGCCACUCUCCUACCUUUCAUACCUUCUUCAUUCUCCCUCUCCGCCUCAGAUUUCCGCUUCUGCAUCUCGCGCUUCUCCCCCGCCGUUCCCGUUAACAUCACAUCCACCGCCGUUAACGUUAUACCUGAAAAAACUACAGAGCCGGAGAUAGUUAACGGCGUUAUCAAACGGACGUUUACUGGUCACGGCUCCGCGGCUUAUAACUUCGUCACGAUGAGCGCGUACAGAGGCGGCGUUAACUCCUUCGCCGUUAUCGGCUUAUCAUCGAAACCCCUCCACGUGUACGGCCACCCUUCGUACCGCUGCGAGUGGAUCCCUCUCGACCCGACCCAAGACCCGGUUUCCACAACCGGGUUUAAAAUCCUAACCGACUGGGGAUACGGACGGAUCUACACGACCGUCGUCGUGAACUGCACUUUCCCAACAACCUCCGCCGUGAACCCCCAAAACUCCGGCGGAAGCCUCAUCCUCCACGCCACCACCGGAGAUCCAUCGCUAAACCUCACCGACUCGAUCCCAGUCCUAACGGAAUCUCCAAACUCCGUCGACUUCGACCUCUACACCUCACCGGAGAAGAAAAAGUACGACUACCUCUACUGCGGCUCGUCUCUCUACGGCAACCUAAGCCCGCAGAGAGUCAGAGAGUGGAUCGCGUACCACGCGAGGUUCUUCGGAGACCGUUCGCAUUUCGUGCUCCACGACGCCGGAGGGAUCCACGGCGACGUGUUCGAGGUUCUAAGGCCGUGGAUUGAGCUCGGGAGAGUGACGGUGCAUGACAUUAGGGAUCAGGAGCGGUUCGAUGGGUAUUAUCAUAAUCAGUUCAUGGUUGUGAAUGAUUGCUUGCAUAGGUAUAGGUUUAAGGCCAAGUGGAUGUUCUUCUUCGAUGUUGAUGAGUUUAUGUAUGUUCCGGAGAAGGAGACGAUUAAGUCGGUUAUGGAAUCUUUGGAGGAAUAUUCUCAGUUUACUAUUGAGCAGAUGCCGAUGAGUAGUAAGAUUUGUUACUCCGGCGAUGGUCCGGCGAGAACUUACAGGAAAUGGGGAUUUGAGAAAAUGGCAUAUAGAGACGUGAAGAAAGUUCCAAGACGAGACCGGAAGUACGCGGUCCAGCCACAAAAUGUAUUUGCAACGGGAGUCCACAUGUCUCAGAAUCUACAAGGGAAAACAUACCACAAGGCAGAGAGCAAAAUCCGUUACUUCCAUUACCACGGUUCCAUCUCUCAGCGCCGGGAGCCUUGCCGUCACCUAUUCAAUGACUCGAGAGUUGUGUUUGAGAAUAAUCCUUAUGUGCUCGACACUACGAUCCGCGACGUUGGUCUUGCUGCGAAGAUGUUCGAGAUGAGAACGAUCGGUGACCGACUGCUUAGGACACGCCAAUGAAAAAUACUUUAAUGUAUUAAAUGUUUAUUAGAAAAGAAAGGAUUAGAGGUUAUGAAGUGAAGAUGGGGGAUAUGCUUUACUUUAGUGGUUUCUUUUGGGCUAUUCUUUUAUUGUAUCAUAAUUUCGGUUAUCGGUUUAUUAAUUCUUAGUAUAUAUUUUUCAUUGU
This is a messenger RNA of Brassica oleracea var. oleracea, 1885 nucleotides long. RefSeq lists its product as uncharacterized. Bases 223 to 1719 code for a protein of 498 amino acids. Lineage: Eukaryota; Viridiplantae; Streptophyta; Magnoliopsida; Brassicales; Brassicaceae. The transcript is spliced from 2 exons. The record is from RefSeq and is a predicted model, not a curated record.